Molecule: messenger RNA, 1628 nt
Organism: Acaulospora morrowiae
Lineage: Eukaryota; Fungi; Glomeromycota; Glomeromycetes; Diversisporales; Acaulosporaceae
Source: the annotation of a GenBank genome assembly
GAUCAUCCUUUUAUCGCAAAUAUAUUGAUUGAGAUGGAUAAAAUACCAGAACAUAGAAAAAACGCUUUUAAAGCAAAAUCUGUUUUCAAAGCUGAAGAAUUACGCCGCCGCCGUGAAGAGCAACAGAUCGAAAUUCGCCGGAAGAAUCGUGAAGAAUCCUUGGCGAAACGUCGCAAUCUUAAUGUUCCUGCCUCUCCUGACUCCGACGAUGAAUCUGCUGUUGCGGUUAUCAAUGCACAGCUCCAAGAACAAUUACCUGGAAUGAUACAGGGUGUCUUUUCCGAUAAUGUUGAAGAGCAACUUCAAGCCACAACAAAGUUCAGGAAGUUGCUCUCUAAAGAAAGAAACCCACCCAUAGAACAAGUUAUCGAAUGUGGAGUGGUCUCCCGAUUUGUUGAGUUCUUGAGAUCUCCUCAUUCAUUGGUUCAGUUCGAAGCUGCAUGGGCCUUAACAAACAUAGCUUCUGGAUCUUCUCAACAAACUCAGGUUGUAAUCGACGCCGGAGCUGUUCCAAUCUUUGUUGAGUUGUUGAGUAGUCCUGUUGCUGACGUUAAAGAACAGGCUGUAUGGGCCUUGGGAAAUAUCGCUGGUGAUAGUCCACCAUGUCGUGAUUAUGUUUUACGUGAAGGAGCUCUUCGACCUUUAUUGUCCAUCUUGAACGAACACAAUAAGUUGUCCAUGUUACGUAAUGCAACAUGGACACUUUCGAACUUUUGUCGAGGAAAAAGUCCUCAACCGGAUUGGGCCUUGAUUGCUCCUGCACUUCCCGUUCUUGCUAAGCUCAUUUAUUCCAUCGAUGAUGAGGUCCUUAUUGAUGCUUGUUGGGCAAUUUCUUAUUUGUCGGAUGGAAGUAACGAAAAGAUACAAGCUGUUAUUGAGUCCGGUGUCUGCCGUCGGCUCGUUGAGCUUUUGAUGCAUUCUUCGACAUCGGUUCAGACUCCUGCCUUACGUUCUGUUGGAAACAUUGUAACUGGCGAUGAUGUUCAAACUCAGGUCAUCAUCAACUGUGGAGCGCUUCCAGCUUUGUUGAGUUUGUUGUCUAGUCCUAAGGAUGGCCUUCGCAAAGAAGCUUGUUGGACCAUAUCGAAUAUUACUGCUGGUAAUUGUGCACAAAUACAGGCUGUUAUAGACGCCAACAUUAUACCUCCUCUUAUCAAUAUUUUGCAACACGCCGACUUUAAGACUCGUAAGGAAGCUUGCUGGGCAAUCUCAAAUGCAACAUCUGGCGGUUUGAACAAACCUGAACAAAUCAAGUAUCUUGUUAGUCAAGGAUGCAUUAAACCCUUAUGUGAUUUGUUGACUUGCAUGGAUAAUAAGAUAAUCCAGGUCGCUUUGGACGGUCUUGAAAAUAUCUUAAAAGUUGGAGAAUUGGAAAAAGUUGAUGGUGUUAACCAAUUUUCAUUGUAUAUUGAAGAAGCUGGUGGCAUGGAGAAGAUCCAUAAUUUGCAGAUUCACGACAAUAUUGAAAUUUACAAGAAGGCUUAUAACAUAAUUGAUAAAUACUUUGCCGAAGAUGAAGAUGCUGCGAUAGCUCCAGAAAUGGAUAUGAACUCCGGUCAUUUUGUUUUUCAAUCAGAUGUUAGUUUACCUCAUAGCGGAUUUCACUUUAACAACGGUGGAAAUCCUAU